AUGACCGACAAAGUGCCGGAGGACAACAAGCCGGCCGACAGCGCGGCCGAGACAAAAGAGGAGCCCAAGAAGGAAGAGGCGCCCCACGAUGCACUCGUUGGACCCGUCUCGCCAAGUAAGGAACAAUGUCAAAUUAUUAUGCGUGAAUGGAGAAGAACGGGGAAUCACGGUGUUUUUGAAGGGAUGGCUAACAAAGAGAAACUCAGAAAGUUCGGAAAAAUACGAUUUUUUAGAUUCAAAUUUUUUAGCGAAAAAUGUGAACAGUCGUAAUUUUAAGACUUUUUGGCCCGCAGAAAAAGGGGAAAUUUUUGUAAAACACGAUGUUGAAGUCCAAUUUUCCUUUGGACCUAAAACGGAUUCUUAUCAGCAAAAUUGACCACCCUCAUUGUCAUAAAGCAUCAAAAAAGUAACCAAAAAAUCGCUUCUUUGUCAAGGAAAAGUAGCGGGAUGAAUGGGCAAGGCAUGUUACAGUCCUGGAGAAGGCCACAGAUGUAACAAGAACAUUCAUAAAUUCAUCCCCCCUCCUUUGUAAAACCUCAACAAACAUCAUCUUUGUCACGUGAUACCUUUUGAUACCAUAAUCCGUUUCAUUUGCUUUUGAACUCCAAAAAAUCUCUUCAUAGCUCUAUAAAAUCUUCUGCUUGAAAAAACUAGACUAGACUCCCUAUUACGUUCCCACAUACCUAAAACAAACCUCAUUUUCCAUUUCCAGGUGACGUCUCCCAUCCCAGCGUCUACGAAGACGACCAUGCCUUUGAAGAGGAGGAUGAAGUCUCCUAUGCCGGUAGUCUGGAUGAAGAACCCAUCAUGCCAGACAACGAAUUUCAAAGCAAUAUGACGCUAAAUGAGCUACUCAGCAACUACCCUGAUCUUCGAGCAGGAGAGACAAUUGCUGAUCAUUUGCCGGUCCCUCCGGACGGAGGUUACGGCUGGGUUGUGGUGGCGGCGGCAUUCUUCAACAACUUGGUGGUCGAUGGAAUCGCAAAUUCGUUUGGGCCGUUUAUGGGGGCAUACGAGAGGGAGUUCAAAGUAAGUGGAGUUGGUGAAGAAAAUCAUGGGUGAAGAAUCAAUUAAAACUGGGUUGAAAAGCAGUAUACUGCCUAUAGGCUAUAAUUCUUUAAAAGUUGUUUUCUUCUUGUGAUUGCUUAUGAAGUUUUUUAAAGCUUUUAUGGAUAAUUUUUGAUACCUUUGGAGGUCUUUCGCCAUUUUUUUUGACAGAAUUAUAUUUUGAGCUUUUUUGACUAGCUGACAACCAGGCAAAAUACAGAAAUGAUCAAUUUAGAAGCUUUCAAAGUAAUAAUGGACACCUUUUGAUACUUUUGGAACAUUUUUUCUUGUUUUUCCGAAAGUUGCAGGAUGUUGGUUGACAACAUAAAAAGUAUAAAAAAGUUUGAUUUUUUGCGAUUUUCAAACCGAAAGUUGUCGUUUUUCCGGUCCCAAAAUCCUUCUCUUCAGGAAUCCAAAGCCCUCACCUCAUUCAUCGGCUCCCUCCUGAUCGGCUGUUGUUUGUUGUGCGGUCCGGUCGCUGGUGGACUGCUCAACCGCUACGACGCACGACGCGUCGUAAUCUGUGGUGCUCUUUUCGCGGCGUUGGCUUUCAUCACCUCAACGGCUUCGCCCAAUAUUUUUGUUCACUUGUUGUUCUACGGAUUCUGCGGGGGCGUCGGCUUUGGGCUGAUCUAUUUGCCCGGAAUCGUUGUUGUUAGUCAGUAUUUCGAGUCGAAGAGGGCGUUGGCAACGGGAAUUGCGGUCGCCGGAAGUGGAUUUGGAACGUUUGUUUGUCCGCUGAUCUGCAAGUUUUGUAUUGAACGUAAGUGAAAUUUUUGAAACAUUAGUUAUGUUUCAUUUUUGAAAGAAAAGAUUGAGGAUCACUUUUGAAGUUUUUAAAAGGUAUCCCGGAUUACUUUUGAUCGUUUUUGAAAAUGGUCACAUUUUUUCGAAAUAAAAUUUUUCAAAGACAGUUUUGAAUUAUCACAAAUGUUUUUGAGGAUACCUUCCGCAGCAUUAUUAAAUACUCAAGGAUACCUUUUGAGGUUUUUUGAAAAAUUUCAAUUUUUCCCUGAAGGUCAUCGUUCAAUUUUUCCCUGAAGGUCAUUUUUUACCCCAAUUAACUUUCAGAAUAUGGCUGGCGAGUUGCCCUCUACGUCUGCUCCGUUUUGAUCAUAAUGGCCGCUGGAAUGGGCGGCCUGUUUGAGCCACUGCCAAUGCCGGGAGACGAGCCAAAGCCCGGCUUCAAAGAGCGGCUCCUGAAACUCUUCAAAAAAGCCGAAAAGAAGAAUGAGGCCAGACUCGCAUCGGUAAGGAUAAACGGUUGUAGACAGGGAAGUAAACAAAAAAAUUAUGAAAAAAGGCCGUAUCGAAAACAAAAAUUACUUUGAGAGGAAAUAUAAGACCCUAAGGCGCUAAUAGCAACCCGUUAAAUAGUCGUUAAGAAAUUUUAUUUCAACUUUUUCAGCGUCAAACUUCGGUUGUAUCGCACGCUGCCAUCCACAAAGACCUCGCAUCUCGUCCAGACUCCCAAUGCUUCAGCGAGCAAAGAGAAGAUGGGCAUCCACUUCUCAACGACGAAACCCAUCGUCAAUCGACCAUUGAAGAAGAAGGAGUUCAAUCUCCGUCGACUCCGAAACGCCCAGCCUUAUCGCCAAUCACCGAGAAUCGAGUCCUCAACAAAAGUCGCGCCGGCUCCCAACACAUUGCCAACGAGCGGUUUCAGGUGGCUCCAGUGAGAGCAAGAAAGCACACGCUCACCUCAAUGGCUUCAGAUUUGAACUCCGACUUUCGACAGAGUCGAGGGAAUCUGGUGGGGCAAUUGAGCCGGAUCUCGGUUCGCAGCUAUGCUCAGAGUUUGAGCAGGCUAAGCCAGUCUCAAGUCAUCACGGCCGGAGAUAGUAUGGCCAGCAUUGCGCUGAGUGGAGUUGAUCCCAAAGAAUUUACAAGGCCGUUCAGCCGGAAGGAUAUCUUUCUGCAAGGGUCAAUCAAGAAUCUGCCAGAGUUUGAAGCGGAAGGUCAGUGGGAAGGGGAAAUGAAAAUUUAGAAAAAUCAAGAUCGAUAAUGUUAUAGUAAAACGAUGACAAUCAUCAAUGAAUUUUUGCAAUUUUAACUACCGUUUUUGCUCUUUAGAAAAAAGGUCUUCAAGAAGACUUAAUUAAGAAAAUUUAUAAAAUACGUACACGACAAUAAUGCCUCAUAAUUUCAGGUCACGAUUUCAAGAACUACCGCGAGUCCCAGAUCUCAAUCCCAGCGGCCGUGGUCGCUCAAACUGCCAGCAAAUCAACGUCUCGCGUUGACAUUGCCGAGAUCUCCUCACGCCUUGGCGGAUCCCGCUACAGUCGAAUCGGAGGCCUCGAGAACAUCGAGAACGACCCGUACUUUGACUUCCAAGACGACUCCAAAUUCAAAUGGAUCCCCUACGCAAUCCGCAACUCCUUCAACGAAAUGAUCGACGUGAAUCUGUUGAUGGAGCCGGUGAUGAUGCUGAUGUGUGUCAGCAAUAUCAUCGGGAUGCUCGGCUUUUAUGUGCCGUUGGUUUUUAUCAUCGACCUGGCCCAAACACGAGGAGCCACCGUCUCCGAGGGUACCGCCCUGUUGUCUGUUAUUGGCGUUACGAACACCGUGGGAAGGGUCUUCUUCGGCUGGAUGGCGGAUCGACGAUGGCUCAGUGCAUUGACGAUCUCGAAUGCUUCGCUGAUUUUGUGCGGGAUGCUGACCAUGGCCUGCUAUUUUUGCGGACUUUACACAAUGUUGAUGGGAUAUGCCGCGUUGUUCGGAUUUGUUAUUUGUAGGUUUUUAUCGAUUUUUUUGACAUUAGCGAUGUAUGAAACAUGUAAAAUUAAUCUCAAAAAUUAUUAUGUUUGUAAAAUACGGUAUGGCUACCAAAUGUUAAAUAACAAACAAAAAAUAUUUUCUAUUUUUAAUAUUUUUUUCAAACCAAAUACAAAAAACACUUUUUUUUCAGCGGCAUACAUCUCAUUGACAUCGAUCGUUUUGAGCGAUUUACUGGGUGUAGAGAGAUUGACCAAUUCAUUCGGGUUGUUGGUCGUCUCUCGUGGAUUGGCGUCGCUGAUGGGAACACCUCUGGCAGGUAAGGCAUUUAUUUUUUUGGGUUUUACGAUAACGUUUUCUGGUCAUGAUCACGCAGGACAAAAAAACUACGUAUUUUACAAAAAGAAAUUUUUUUUGAAAAUAAAAAAAUCUGUUCUUUUCAAGAAAAAACCCAUCGUAUAUAUUUACGCCUGAUACCACUAAUUUUUUUUUUAAAAAAUCAUCGUAUAAAAUGUCGCCUUUUCUAUGUAGACAAAAUAUUACUUAUUUUUUGCCCACCUGAUUACUAUUCUGGCAAAAUUUGAAAAAUUAAGACACAUCAGUUACAAACUCCCAAAAAAAAAUUUCAUCGUAUAAAAUGUCGCUUCCCAUUUUCUUCCACAAAACCGUAAAUUUUCAGGUGUGGUCUUCGACGUCACCAAAUCCUACGACGCAACCUUUGUCGCGGCAGGCUUCAUGUUCAUUUUAUCCGGAGUGUUCGGCCUCAUGGUCGCCAUUUUCCAUCGACGAGCGCGAAGUCAGCUGAAAAACGAAGGCGAUUAUCAGCUGAAGGAGGCGGAUCAGCAGAGCGGAAAGCUCAGUGUGCUGACCGAGCGUUCCGAGGAGAACUUGACGGAAUAUCAGCGGACAAUUCAGAGCUUAAAAGCGCAGCAUGAGUUAAUAAGGGAGCUGGAGAAUUACAAAGCCAAAGGGAAGGUUAGUGUGGUGAAUGAAGAGGAAGAUGCGGCUGGAGAAUACCACUAA
Molecule: messenger RNA, 4785 nt
Organism: Bursaphelenchus xylophilus (pine wood nematode)
Lineage: Eukaryota; Metazoa; Nematoda; Chromadorea; Rhabditida; Aphelenchoididae
Source: the annotation of a GenBank genome assembly